Molecule: messenger RNA, 1668 nt
Organism: Suillus plorans
Lineage: Eukaryota; Fungi; Basidiomycota; Agaricomycetes; Boletales; Suillaceae
Product: general substrate transporter
Exons: 3
Coding region: 1-1668 (555 amino acids)
Biological process (GO): transmembrane transport; carbohydrate transport
Cellular component (GO): membrane
Molecular function (GO): carbohydrate:proton symporter activity
Source: RefSeq, a predicted model, not a curated record
AUGACCGCUUCCUCGAAGAAGGAACUCCAAGACAUCAUUCAGUAUCGCAAUGCAUACUUUCUUGCAUUCUCGGCGGGGGUAGUGGGAUUCACCUGCUUUGGUUGGGACGUAAGUUUAAUGGGCGGUAUGCUCGCGUUACCAUCAUUCCAAAGUUAUUUCGGUCUGCUCUCGGAUUCACCCUCUGCACGCGCCAGCUUGAGCGGAAAUAUCGUCUCGGUCCUGCAAGCAGGAGGCUUCUUUGGGGCAUUGUCUUCGACCUACUUUUCAAGUCGAUUUGGGCGGAAGCCUAGCCUGUUAGCUUCCGCAGUCAUAUUUCUCAUUGGAAUCACUAUUCAGUCGACAACUGGAAUUGGAAUGUCCGCACAAGUUGCACUGAAAGUCUUGUACUUCUCUCGUUUCUUCGCUGGCAUUGGAAUUGGUUUGUUAUCAGCUUUAGUGCCAACGUACGUAUCCGAAUGUUCUCCAAGAGCUAUACGCGGUCGAUGCCUUGGCAGCAUCCCACUCGGAAUAGCACUUGGAAAUAUGCUGGCUUUUUGGGUCAAUUACGGCGCUUCUCUCAAUAUCUCACCAGGACAAAUGCAGUGGCGGUUGCCCAUUAUUGUCCAGAUUGUACCUGGAGUACUCUUUUUAUUUUUGAUGUUUUUCCAGCCCGAGUCUCCCCGAUGGCUCGUUGAGCGCGGCCGAUACGAAGAAGCAGCUGCAGUCCUCGCAUAUAUCGCGAGAAGAGAUCAGGAUGAUGAUGCCAUUGUGCUGACUCUCCACGAGAUUCGUGUCGAUCUCGUUGGGAAGCAAAACCUUUCGCUGAUCACCCAAAUUCGUAAAAUGGGAGAAUCGAAAAUCAUAUUUCUGCGCUGCAUCAUUCCUUCCAUCGUUAUCAUAUUUCAGCAGUGGUCCGGCGCAAUCGCUAUCACUUACUACACUCCCCAAAUAUUCGCCAGCCUUGGUUUAUCCAGUACUUCCUCGACACUACUUGAUACCGGCAUCUAUGGUGUCGUGAAAUUCGUCGUCACAUGCUUCACCUUGACCCACAUUAUCGACAGCUGGGGUCGGAAGAGGACCAUGAUCUAUGGUGGCCUAGUGCAGGGACUGAUGAUGCUAUGGAUCGGUGGGUAUGCUGGUGCUCACCCCAACGAGAGCAUUGGGCCAGCGACAUACAUAUCUAUUGUUGCUGUAUAUAUCUAUGCCGUGGCCUUUAGCGUAGGCUGGGGAUUCACCCCCCACGUCUUCAACGCUGAAGUUGCCCCAGGACAUCUCCGUCAACUUGUCUUGUCCCUUGCAUGCGGAACCGACCGGAUUAUGACAUACGCUCUUGCCCAGGUCACGCCCACCAUGCUUGAGCGCAUAUCCUAUGGAACAUAUCUUGUUUUCGGCAUCACUUGUUUAAUAAUGGCGAUGUGGGUCUAUUUCUUCCUACCGGAGACGACUGGAUACGCGCUGGAAGAUAUCAAAUAUCUUUUCGAGAAGGAUCUCAUUAUUCGCUCGCUGGAAGAUGCGCCUGGGGGUCGGAUUUUCAUUGGGACGCGCCGCGCCGCCACUGUGCAUGAGCUGAAAGCUAUCGAUGCACUGUCCACAGAUAGUACUGAGGUUUUGAAGGACCUCAAAUCACAAUCGGACGGAGAGUUAGUGCAGGGAGGUUUACAGAAGUGGGAUGGGGACAUCAUUAUAUGA